ACCUAAUCUCAAUAUCUUCACCCAAGGACAAAUCCUAAUCAUACUCCCAAACAUAUUUUCCCUCUCCUAAUCAAACUAUUAACAAACAAUUAAUUAAGCUAUGAAAAUAUAAAUAUCUUAUAUAAACAUAAAAAUAUCUCCCACUUCUUCCACUCUCACAACUCUCUCUCCCUCAGACGUGGUGAGAGCGUGAGAGAAUCAAUCCUUCCUCACUUUAAUUCAUCGGAGAUAGUUCGAGGAGAGGAAAACCACCUAAUCAUGGCGCCGCCGGCAAUCGCAGAAGGCGGUGGAGGCGGAGUGCAGCAACCGCAACAACGCCAAGGUUUUGGCCAAUCGAUCUCCGGAGUUAUUAGAAUGGCAGUUUUUUGGUAUUUCGCGUCCAAGUUCUUCUUUUCCCCUAAAAAAACCGCUGACCCUGCUCUUCUUAUGAACAAUCUCUUCCAGAAGGGAGAACCUCUGGAUAUGUGGUUUUAUCUUUCUGAACAUGACAAAUUCAGAGAUUUCGGGAACGAACAAGCGCUUGUGUGGCAUGAGACUAACAUCCCUUAUGCAGUAUGGAAACCCGAGAGCACCAGGGCCAUAUCCUUAAAAUAUCACCCUUCUGAGGAUUUAAAGCAUAAUGGGACUCUUUAUGCACAUGUAUUCUUUGCUCGAUCCGGAUAUUCACCGGAUCCAAAUAAUCCAGAAUACCAGCCUUUGGCUGCCUUUGGUAGAACCAAGCCUGUUGUGACAUUCUUGCCCAAGUCUAAAGUUGACAAAAGGAAAUCCCUUUUGGGAGACACCAAAAGUUCCUCUGAGGACAAAACAACGUCAAAGGUUGAAGAAGAUCCACAGGCAGAUCCUAUAGAUGAAGGUCCCGCUGAAUGGAUUUCUUACUGGAAACCCAACAUGACAAUCAAUUUGGUAGAUGAUUUCACUAGGUAUGCUGCAAGUGCUGUUCCUGCAAAUGUUGUUCCUCAUCUGAAUGUUGAGCCCAAAACAGGGAAUUAUUUCCCAACCGUAUUCUUCAAUGAGUUUUGGCUACUUAAAGAUAAGUUGAUACCGUUAAAUGAGACGGUGACUGAAGUUCCGUUGCAUUUGGAGGUAGCCCCUAUGAGUAUGACCAAGUGGCAGCUGUUCCUGCAGAUCGAAGAGUCCUUCCAGGUUCAUCGCUCUUAUGGAAGUAUGCUUGAAGGCGAGGCUGAUGAGCUUAAGAGGGUGUUCUUGGAAGGGAAUCCUUACCUUCUUGUAAUCACAAUGACGGUCUCACUUUUCCAUUCUUUAUUUGACUUUUUGGCCUUCAAAAAUGAUAUUCAAUUCUGGAACAAGAACAAGUCAAUGGAGGGUUUAUCAGCCAAGUCGGUUGUUGUUAGUUUUAUCUCUCAGCUGAUUGUGUUCCUCUAUCUCCUGGAUAAUGACACUUCAUGGAUGAUUCUUGCAAGUUCUGGAGUUGGUUGCUGCAUCGAGUUUUGGAAAAUAGGGAAAGCGAUGCACAUUGAGGUGGACAGAUCUGGCAAGAUUCCUUUACUAAGGUUUAAAGAUCGUGAUUCUUAUAAGAUGAACAAGACAAAGGAGUACGAUGACAUAGCAAUGAAAUAUCUGUCAUAUCUACUGUUUUUCCUUGUUGUGUGCUCCUCUAUUUACUCCUUGAAGUAUGAACGCCACAAGAGUUGGUACUCGUGGAUUCUUUCUUCGAUGACACAGUGUGUAUACAUGUUUGGUUUCAUUAUGAUGUGUCCCCAGCUAUUUAUAAACUACAAGCUGCAGUCUGUGGCUCACAUGCCCUGGCGUCAAAUGACAUACAAGUUUUUGAACACCAUUAUUGACGAUCUCUUUGCCUUUGUAAUCAAGAUGCCCACACUUCACCGGCUUUCAGUUUUCCGUGAUGAUAUCAUAUUUUUGAUAUAUGUUUAUCAAAGAUGGAAAUACCCAGUUGACAAAAAGCGGGUGAAUGAGUUUGGUUUUGGCGGUGAGGACGACAGUCAGUCUUCCGAGGCCAUUGAAGGAACAAAGAAGGACGAGGGUCAGUCUUCCGGGGCCAUUGAAGCAACAGACAAGGCCCAGAAGAAAACCAACUGAUCAGUGAUCACCGUCUUUUAUCAGUUUUGGGAAUCUGUAUAACAUCCUUUCUUUGUUUUUGAAACUGUAAAGGUCCAGUUAGAAUGAAUUAUUGCCACUUCAGUUUUUUCUUUUUCUUUCCCCUAAUAAUUUUGCUUCAUUUACUGCUAAUUUUAUUUAAUUAUUUUUAGUCAGUUUUUUUAUAGCUAGAAAUAGCAUAAGAAUAGAAUGUUCUCUUUCUUAGAAAUUAAGGAGAUGAACUAUUGUUUUUCUAGUGAAUUUAAUCAAUUGCUUUUGGAAAUUUUGACACUAAUGAGAAUUUUGAAUGCAUAAGUACA
Molecule: messenger RNA, 2375 nt
Organism: Spinacia oleracea (spinach)
Lineage: Eukaryota; Viridiplantae; Streptophyta; Magnoliopsida; Caryophyllales; Amaranthaceae
Exons: 12
Coding region: 259-2058 (599 amino acids)
Cellular component (GO): membrane; endomembrane system
Source: RefSeq, a predicted model, not a curated record